This is a messenger RNA of Thrips palmi, 1658 nucleotides long. Its product is annotated as transcription initiation factor TFIID subunit 12-like. Gene Ontology annotation, cellular component: SAGA complex; SLIK (SAGA-like) complex; transcription factor TFIID complex. Gene Ontology annotation, molecular function: DNA binding; TBP-class protein binding; protein heterodimerization activity. NCBI's taxonomy places the organism in Eukaryota, Metazoa, Arthropoda, Insecta, Thysanoptera, Thripidae. Gene Ontology annotation, biological process: DNA-templated transcription initiation; RNA polymerase II preinitiation complex assembly. The transcript has 6 exons. The record is from RefSeq and is a predicted model, not a curated record. Bases 197 to 844 code for a protein of 215 amino acids.
AUAAAAUAAAAUUUCGAUUGUUACUUAAUCAAUCACGAUCGUCAUUACAUUUUACGAGUGUUUUUCUGUGUGGGUUUCCUGCUCCGGAGUACACACAACAGCGGCAGUCGACACAAAUAAAAUUUGUUUGAGUGACACUUCUUAUAUUUUUCUUGGGUUCCUGCAGCUAGCGUUUGACUUCAGAGUUUCAAACAAAAUGUCUCUUCCAAGCCUUGAUCCGACUCAGUCCCUGGACUUGCCUGCUCAACCUCCUCCGCUCAUGCCAGCAAGUACCUUGCCAACUCCAAUGGACACUACCCCAAGCCCUAAUGUUAUAAGCUCAUUGCCCAAUACCAACACAAUGCAAACUAUGCAACUAGGAAAUGUUUUACAAGCCAGCAAUGCCACCCCAACACUACCAACCAUCCCUGCAACGCCAAUCCAACCAAGUGUGCCUGCUCCUCCUGUUCAAAGUUCAAUAGCAGCCAAAAGUCAAGCUGCCAGUUCAUCGACAGCUAAUACGGUAUCUGAUGCACCAGCACAGCUUUUGAGCAAAGCAAGAUUACAGGACUUGGUGAGGGAGAUUGACCCCAAUGUUCAAUUAGAUGAUGAAGUAGAGGAACUGCUCAUGCAGCUGGCUGAUGACUUUGUAGAAACUGCUGUAAACUCAGCAAGUCUCCUUGCCAAACAUCGCAAAGCAAGCACAAUCGAUGUCAAGGACGUGCAACUACAUUUAGAGCGCAAUUGGAAUAUGUGGAUACCUGGAUUUGGUAAUGAUGAGAUUCGUCCAUUCAAACGUGCAGCUAUGACGGAAGCUCACAAACAGAGACUUGCUUUGAUACGAAAGGCACUGAAGAAGUAUUAGUUAUAGUUUCAAGACAACCUUUUUUUUUUCUUCUACCUGAACGCAAUUUUGUAAGUCUUACUUACCUGACCAAAAAAGUAGUUUUGAAAUUAGUCAUGAUGUAGGACUAGUGUUCAUGGUUUGAUGACUUCAUAUGUGAUACAAAAUAUUUAAAGUUGUUUUGUUGUCAUGUAAUUUUUUUAAUCUUGAAUUUUUUUUUGUUUUGGUGUGAACCUGAUAGUGCAAUAUAUUAGUUGUGUUUCCCUGUAAAAUCAAUUUAAUGUAACUUAUGUUUCUUUUCAAGUCCAGCUGAAGGUUCUAUGGAAGAGAGCUGAGUCUUUUGUACCUUGACAGCUUUGCCAUUUUUGUGGCGUUUUUGUGCAAAUUAUUAUGUUUUCUUAUAGUGUACAUAUUUUUGUUUAAACUAAAGAUUCCCUUUGUAUCUCAGACUUGUUUGGUUGCAGUGAUGUCUUGAAUGCCAUUUGUCUCAUGCAUUUUAAAUUUCAAGACAAUUAUAAUUUUCACUUGCCAAGGAGCGCUUGCAAGAGAAAUGGAUCCUUAUGUGCAGUUUCUGUAUGUGGAGUUUUCACCCCUAAAUUCAUAAUGUCACAAAUGUUUCAAUGUUUCUUUUUUUCUUCUUGUAUAAAAUAAUAAGCAUUUUGCAAAGACCUUGAUCUCAGUGAAAAGUGUUACUCCUUUAAAAGUGAGUUUCCUAUUUGCAAGGGUCUCUGAUUAAUGACUUGGCUCAAUCAUGCCUGAAAGUACAGUACAGCAAUUCUUAGUUUGUAAUAAAUGGUCAUAAUAGGAGAAAAAUAAUAACCUACAUUCUUAUGUA